This is a messenger RNA of Kickxella alabastrina, 1100 nucleotides long. RefSeq lists its product as uncharacterized. The record is from RefSeq and is a predicted model, not a curated record. The transcript has a single exon. NCBI's taxonomy places the organism in Eukaryota, Fungi, Kickxellomycota, Kickxellomycetes, Kickxellales, Kickxellaceae. The coding region runs from base 366 to 1055 and encodes 229 amino acids.
CAAGCCUAAGCGUGUGCGCAAGAAUCCAUCUUCCCCUACUUCUUCUCUUCAAAAGAAGCAGCGAACUGAUUAGUAUCCUCAAACAUGAUGGCCUACUGCCACUAGUUUUCUAAAUACUUUAUCUGUGGGAAGGAUGUCGGUUUGCAGGAUACUUGUAGCUUCAUUCUUUUCUUUUAGUUUAAAUACACUGUAACAAACCCCCACUAAUCUCGGAGAUUGGUUUACACGUACAUUAUCAAAACGUAUUUUUUGUUGUGGGUGCCUCACGCGUUUUCAUCGAUCGUCGCACUACUCUUUCAACAUAAACAUUCUUUGUCUGUCUACUUUUUGUAUAGAACCACCCUUUUUCAGGUUUAAUUUUAAAAAUGAACGGACUACCGCCUCAGAAUCACCAGCAAUUCCAGCAGCAACAGCAAUUCUUACAACAGCAACGGCAGCAGCAGCAAUUCUUACAGCAGCAACAACAGCAACAGCAACAACAACAACAACAGCUUCAGCAACAGCAGCAACAACAGCUUCAGCAACAGCAGCAACAACAGCUUCAGCACCACCACCAGCAGCUGCUACAACAACAGCUUCAGCAGCAGAAUCAACACCAGCAACAGCAACUGCACAACAACAGCUCUGUGAUGGUGGUCGAGACACAGCAACAAAGUAUCAACUAUCUGCUGCAAAACCUCGAGCGCCUGGAACAAACAGGCAACACGUUUUUUAAAUCGCUGGAAAUGGUUGGACAAGGACCACCAUCGCUACUCGCUGCGCAGCUUGUGGCCAUGUCGCAGAUAUGUCAGCAAAUGCGCGAUAAUGCCCAGAGCACGGCAAUGCUGAACGUGCCUAUUGCAAGAGCGGACCCUGUUUUUACCGAGCCAGCAGAUAUCCUGCCGCGCUCAGAGGCUGACAGCCAUGUAGGGCUUGCAUCAGUGCCCGAGCUCGAGGCAUGGGUGGAGGGCACAGCCAUGCAGACAAGCGAGUUGUUUGUGGAACGCAGGCGUCUGACUGCCAACGUCCAGGCUGCGCUGUCGGUACCGCCGCCCAAGCGGUUAGAUCUCAAGUGAAAACCAAAUGGUAUCUAAUUUUAUUGUGUAAAAAAUAUUUAGUUA